CUUCAUUCAAGGAGUAUGAUGUGUUGAAAUUGUAAAAUAGGCUGUACAAGUUUGUAUCGAAAUUCAAAAUUAGGAUGAAUAUUGGGUUUAAAAGACCUACAAAGUAAACAUAUGGGGGUUUGAAUUGCAAAGGUGUAAGACUAGUGGGAGUACGGGCCUGAUUGGAUUGACUUAUUUGAGUUAACUAUUGACAUAAGUACUUGUGAGUCUGUUUGGGUGUUUGGGAGAGCUUAUGAAAACAGCUAUAAGCUGUAUAUAGAAAUGAUUUGACUUUAUUUUACCUUGUGUUAUAAAAAUGGUUUAUACAUAAGCGCUUAUGCAAUAAGCUAUUAAAUAAGCUGUUUAUCCAAACAGAGCCUUGAUGUUUUAGGGUAAACUUCUUGUACUGGUUAAUAUACUUAUCAUCACUGAAUUUAGAAGUGUCCGAUUGGUUUCAUCCUUUUUAUUAUUGUCAUGGCAUUAAAACUUUAGCUCUCUUUGGAUUUAAUUAUAGCGUUGUGAACCUGAAGAUUUUGAGUUCUAGUCCGGGCACGGUGUUGCAAGGUCAUGAUGAAGUUGAAUGUUAAACGUAUGAGUUGGAUGGGGAAUAUUUACCAGAAGUUUGAAGCAGUGUGCCAAGAGGUUGAUGAUAUUGUAGGCCAGGAUGCUGUUAAAUAUCUGGAGAAUCGGGUCCAGAAUGUUGGUGAUAGUGUGAAAAAGUUAUAUUCUGAAGUUGUACACGAGCUACUACCUUUUCCUACCUUGGCUAGUCCUACAAAAUAUGAAGCUCAUUACCCUGCUUUGAAAAAUAAUGUUAGCUCGUCAGUUAAGUCAGUUGGCAGUGUCGAAGGUAAAGAUAAAAAAGGGGUUGAGGAAAACCCGGUCAAUAAUUUUAUUGAAUCAUCACAGGAUUCUAAUGCAAUUGAUCAGCAAGCUGGUGCUCUAGGCAAACUGGAACUUGUAAAUCAAGUUAGUGGUGAAACUUGCUCAGAUUCCCUAGAGGUGGAAGAUUCUUUUAUGACUCAAGAAGAGGUUGGCGAUGACUCUAGAGAAACUUCUGGGGUUGAACAAGAAAGCUUGCAUGCGAGCAUUGAAGAGACUGCCAUCAAGUCCGCACCCGAGCUAAUGAAUUUAAUAUCUGUCAAGGAGAAAAAAGCCCUUGAGUUCUCAAUGCAUAGUCAAUCCUAUUUCAGUUCUUCUGAUAGAGCAUGUGGAGAAUCAGUGAGAAGGAAGGAUAUUAACAAAGUUAAUGCAGAACAAGACACAUGUUUGAUUAUUGAAGAAAAUAGUAUGAAUUCAUCUACUGCUGAAGUGUUGAAUUUCACUUCUGUUGGUGAGACAGAAUUAAUUAAAACCUCCUUAUUCAAUGAAUUAUCUGAUGUUGAUAAGGAUGAUACUGAUAUAGUAGCAGAAGUUUCACCUGCUGGAUCAUCUGUGUCGUGCGAAAGGACAGGAAGUUUCGUAGUUUCUGACUGUCCAUUUUCAGAAUCAAAUGUAUGUUGCGAGUCUCCCCAAGUAGCUGGUCAGGUCAAGGAAUCUCAUGAUGGAGUCAUUUCCAAUUGUCGAUGUCAAUCAAUGAAAUCAAAUGACGAAUCACACUCUAAACCAUGCUUCGAAGACAUUCAAUUGAAUAAUGAUACAAAACUUGAAGAAAGCAUGGAAGACAUUCAAUUGAAUAAUGAUACAAAGCUUGAGGAACGCCGUGUAUUUGUGGAUGAUAGUGAACUCCAUGCUGUGGUAUCCAGAAUCCAAAAGCGUAGAUCAUAUAAGAAAAGAAUCCAAGAUGCAUUUACUUCCAAGAAGAAGUUAGCAAAGGAGUAUGAACAACUAGCAAUAUGGUAUGGAGAUGCUGAUAUAGAGCCAAGUCCUCUCUUUCCAUUUAGCUCCAACACAUGCGUGAACUCAAAGAAUUUGCAAGCGCAGCAAGCUUCUGAAAUUGAGUGGGAGCUGCUGUAAAUCUAAUCAGGUGACAUGUAAAUAAGGAUCAAAUGUUAUGGCUCAUUUAUUUGCAGAUGUGGCAGUGGUUGCUGAAAAUUAUAUUGUUUAAAGUUUCCAUGAAGAACUGGCUAAUAAUGUAAAUAAAAUAUGUUGUCGGAAUUGUCGACGACACUUUGGUUGUUAGAAAAGAUUCCCUUAAAUUCUUUUAUCAAGUUAAGUUCUGCAAGUUUGCAACGUUUUCCCUUGUCUACAUUGAUAGUUAGUUCCAACUAUUUUCUGUAAUACAAUCCAAAAGGUGUUGGAAAAGAAAACAAAAUAGAUACAAUCCAACUACAUUGACAUUAAUGGAACAAUAUGGGGCAACUGGAGAAAAUUGUGUCAGUAGACACAAAGUAGAUAGUUUGCAAAUAGAUGGAAUUGUCUCAUUAGUGAUAUCACAGUUUCAUAAGGUAAUUGUCUCAUUUGACUUUUGAGGUGACUAUAAUGGAGAUUGUGGAUAUUAAUAUAUGUUUAUAUUCUUA
Messenger RNA from Cicer arietinum (chickpea), 2438 nucleotides. RefSeq lists its product as uncharacterized. Gene Ontology annotation, cellular component: autophagosome; phagophore. Gene Ontology annotation, biological process: response to stress. The record is from RefSeq and is a predicted model, not a curated record. NCBI's taxonomy places the organism in Eukaryota, Viridiplantae, Streptophyta, Magnoliopsida, Fabales, Fabaceae.